GCAAUAAAAGAAAAAGAACGUUCUCUAUAAGGAAAUAGUUCAGUAGGGUGACAGCAUUUAAAGAGCUUUUUACGACGAAAGGAUUAAAGUAGUACCCAUCGGCAAAAAAAGAGUUACGAAUUAGCUUGACAUUGAUUGUAGAGAUUUGUUUGCAUGUGAAAAUGAAUCUGACUGGACCUACACGGAAAUUUUGGUAUAACUUUCCAAAACUACUGAAAGCUCUUUCGCUGCAACGAGGAAACCCAUCCGCUUUUUGGGGCAUUAGCGCCCCCAGGCGAGGGGGAGGAAAAGGUGCCGAGUUGGCCAUAUGUUUUUUGUUUUUUUUCUGGGCACAGUUAGCCAUGGUGCUUGGCCAUCUCAGAGGUACAGAAGGGGAACAAGCAUUUGAGCCCCUCAACACUUUUUCGGGCAUGGACGUUAGAGUUGUUCCGUCUUAUCAGGGCCCUGGUAAUAACGACUCUCGUUUAAAUCGGGAAUUGCCCAUUCUACUCUGGUGGAAUGCUGAACUUUUCCCUCACUUUCCCCAUGAUACAGAACGGAUUGAUUGUCCAACAAGCUCUUGCAUGACCACCACAAAUAAGAAAGUAAAACUGCACCGGAGGACAACAGCUAUAAUUUUUUAUGGCACUGACUUUAGAGCUUAUGAAGCUCCGUUACCCAGGUUGCCCCACCAAAGCUGGGCAUUAUUCCAUGAGGAGUCCCCUAUGAAUAACUAUAUUCUUUCUCACAGGGUUGGUAUUAGUCUGUUUAAUUACACGGCAACUUUCCGAAGGGAAUCUGACUAUCCACUGUCUUUACAGUGGUUGCCUACUCUGCAGUACUUGUUAAAGCUACCUGUGCCUCUUGCAGAAAAGAAUCGCUGGCGAAGAGAAGGUUAUGCUGCAGUGUUGUAUUUGCAGUCACACUGUGAUGUGCCGUCGGACAGGGACCGUUAUGUUAAGGAGUUUAUGAAGUAUAUACAGGUUGAUGCUAGUGGGAAAUGUCUGCAUAAUAAAGUGUUGCCAAGUGAGAGGCUAGAGGACACAGCAACUGCAACAGGUGAAGAUUCAGAGUUCAUGGACUUUAUAUCCAGAUACAAGUUUCACCUGGCUUUGGAAAAUGCCAUCUGCAAUGACUACAUGACAGAGAAGCUGUGGAGACCAAUGCAUCUGGGGGCUGUCCCAGUCUAUCGGGGAUCUCCAGUUGUCCAGGACUGGAUGCCCAACAAUCAUUCUAUCAUAAUAAUUGAUGACUUUGAUUCUCCAAAGCAACUGGCAGAUUUUAUUAACUUCUUGGACCAAAAUGAUGAGGAGUAUCUAAAAUAUCUUGAUUAUAAAAAUACAGGUGGCAUUACCAACCAAGAUUUGCUGGACACCUUAGAAAAAAGAGAGUGGGGAGUGAAUGAUAUGACCAAGCCAAACUAUCUUAACGGCUUUGAGUGCUUUGUGUGUGAUAAGGAGAAUGAGAGGUUAGCUGCUGUGAAGAGGCAUAAAAAGUCUGCCAAGGAAGUGCCAGCCCCAGAGCCCAGAAUUGCAGAGUACAAUCACAUGGGCUGUCCCAUGCCCAUACCAGGCUAUGGAAAGGUAGAAAAUGUGCCGGAUAAUGACAGUUGGAAGCAGAUGUGGCCACAGGAUUAUUGGCAAAGUCUUGACCAAGCGGAGGCGUUGCAGGCAAUGAUUCAGCGCAAUGAAACUGACCCAGGAAGGCUGUGGGACUACAUGCAUGAGAUCUUCAGCAGGAGGAAGAUGCAUCACUGACAUCACAAAAGUCAUUUGUGUAUGCACACAAGCAGCUGUUUGGAAGGCAGCAGAAGGGACCACUCUGCUCUAAAAUCAAGCAUUUCAUAUGACUGUUACAAUCCUGUGGUUUAGCUGAUCUUAUAUCUUGGCUCCAAAGGUGGUACUCAGGGCAGAUUAACUUGCUUAUAUUAUUGUUCCAUGUUUUAACUGUACCAAACAACACUGAUGUUUUAGUGAAACAGUAAGUUUGUGCUCGCAGAGCCUGAAAUUCCAAGAUUGCUGAGGUAGUGCAAGGCUGCUUGAAGGUAGAAGGGCAGAGCAUCCAUCCCAGAGCACAUUAACAGUUGGACAGAGUAACUGUAGAGCCCAUGUAAGGCAGGAUGGCAGUUUGCAUCAUUCACUGACGAGUAGUGUUACAUUCACUGAAAUCAGCUUAAACUGAAGACAGUCAUUGGAGCAAACAGAGUGACAGCAGGACCUUUAAGCACCAUAGCCUCUCAAGGCUUUCCAAACCUCAUUUCUGUUCAUCCAUUUACAUAUGUAAAUGGUCUUAGCAAAUUAUCUGGUAAUUUUGUUUUGAUAUUAAGCCAGCAGGUGUUUGAACUUUGCAUGAUAAAAUAUUAGGAAAGUCAAAUUGUUUGAAUAUUUACAUUCAUAUAAAUUUAAUGCACACAAAACAUGUUCAAGAUUUCUAGUAGUUUACACAUGUACACUCUCACUCUGUCUCUCUCUCAUGGUUGUGUAUACACACACACACACACACACACACACACACACACACACACACACACACACACACACACACACACACACACACACACAAUGUUUUUCUACAUCAACAGUAGCAAAUGUCAUGCCAGAUGUGCUGUCCCAGUGUGGGGAGAUAAAAUUAUAACUUAUCUUUAAGGGUUGCUAUUUGAGCUAUUUUUGAUGACCAAAUGAAAUUGCUCAGAAGACAUGUACGUAUGAUAUGCACUGUCUUUUCAGAUGACAAAUCUACAUAUAGAUUUUUUUUUUUUAAUUUCAGAGCUGCUAUCUUGUUUACAAAAAUGUUUUUAUAUGUAAAAAUGUACUUCUGUAUUUCAGCAGCCUUGCCUGUGUUUUGAAACCAAAAAUGGAAUUUUUCCUGUCAUCUCUGUCAUUAAUUAAAACAAUUUACAGCUGAGUAGACAUGUUUUUUUUUUCAUUAUUCAGAUAUAUUCCUAUUGCAUGUCCCUGUGGGGAAAAUGUAACAAAGUUUGAAGACUUUAUAUACCUCAGAAUGUGUAGUAUUUUGUUUAAAUGUUUGUUGACAUAGUAAGUCUUACUAGUCGGCCCAUGUGCCUGUUCUCAGGAAUGUAAGGGUGGAUAUCAUUUGCCCAGAGUUGCACAGUAUGCAAGUAGAGCUUUUGUGAGAGAAGCUUGGGACUGCUAAAUGGUGCUCAUUCACAUUUCAUUAUUUUAGUCUGUGUUAUAAAGUGAUUUUGUUUUUAGUCAUCUUUUCAUUGUUUCAUAAUGCAAUAUUUUAAUGAAAACUAUAAUUAGAAAUAAAAAGUUUGGUAAAGUUUGUA
This is a messenger RNA of Protopterus annectens (West African lungfish), 3268 nucleotides long. It is a transcript of the gene POFUT4, whose product is annotated as fucosyltransferase 11. The transcript has 3 exons. Bases 162 to 1736 code for a protein of 524 amino acids. Gene Ontology annotation, cellular component: Golgi membrane. Lineage: Eukaryota; Metazoa; Chordata; Ceratodontiformes; Protopteridae. Gene Ontology annotation, molecular function: alpha-(1->3)-fucosyltransferase activity. The record is from RefSeq and is a predicted model, not a curated record.